GUGACGUCGAUGCAUACCCUCACGCGAAAGCGCGUUACAGAGACUUUUAAGUUGAAAAGAGCUCGCGCAGGAAGCGGUUGAUCUGUCGCACGCUUCCCUGUUCCGUUCUUCCUGUCUCGUGCGCGUCUCUUCAGCACAUCUUAAACCAUCAUGGCGUCUCUAUCGAUGGCCCCCAUGAACAUCUUCAGGCAAGGAGCCGACGAGGAGAAGGCCGAGACGGCUCGACUGUCCUCCUUCAUCGGCGCCAUUGCCAUCGGAGAUCUGGUGAAAAGCACUCUGGGACCCAAGGGAAUGGACAAGAUCCUGCUGGGCGGCGGCAGGGACAGUCAGGUGACCGUGACCAAUGACGGCGCCACCAUCCUGAAGGCCAUCGGAGUCGACAACCCCGCCGCCAAAGUGCUCGUGGGUGAGUGUGUGUCUAUAAAAUACAUAAUUACACGCUCAUUAACCCUUAUAGGAGCUUUGGGGUCUUUUUAGAGAACUAAAAUAAAA
This is a messenger RNA of Megalobrama amblycephala (Wuchang bream), 492 nucleotides long. RefSeq names its product T-complex protein 1 subunit beta-like. NCBI's taxonomy places the organism in Eukaryota, Metazoa, Chordata, Actinopteri, Cypriniformes, Xenocyprididae. Gene Ontology annotation, biological process: protein folding. The record is from RefSeq and is a predicted model, not a curated record. Gene Ontology annotation, molecular function: ATP-dependent protein folding chaperone; ATP hydrolysis activity; ATP binding. The transcript is spliced from 4 exons. Gene Ontology annotation, cellular component: chaperonin-containing T-complex. Bases 151 to 477 code for a protein of 108 amino acids.